CAACAAGAAAUUAACACAACCCUGGAAAAUUUAUUGCUAGAGAAUUCUCUGCUACGCUAAAAAAAAAAAAAAAAACUCCUGGUUGGUAGAAGUCGGACAAAAUCCACAACCAGUAUAAAAACAGCCUGGUCAGAAAAAGCUUUAUCAACAAAUAAUAAAUCAAUAUCGCCCUAAUACGUGCGGGCGGAACUUUCGUCGAACAAGUAUUAGCAUUAACUUUUAGAUGGAAAACAGCGGCCGCAAGCCCCAUCCACCAGCCGCAGCACGGUCAGCCCACCGCACUCUUUCCCCACCGAAUCAUACCAAUCCCAUUCCACUCCAUUCCGUGAACAAAACGGAGAGAAGCAAGCCGACAGGAUGAAGCAGCGGAUCUUAACCACCGUCAUCCACCUCCUCUCCCUCUCCGCCACCUCCGCCGCCGUGGAUUUCCUCUUCAACUCUUUCAACACCUCCGACCUCCUCCUCAUCGGCGACGCCCGCAUCGACUCCUCCAUCGUCCGCCUCACCAACGACUCCAACUACUACUCCAUCGGCCGCGCCUUCUUCCCCUCCCGCCUCCAUCUCUCCACCGGUCCUAACCGCACUCUCUCCUCCUUCUCCACCUCCUUCGUCUUCUCCAUCCUCCCCGAGAUCCCGAGCAGCCCCGGGUUCGGCCUCGCCUUCGUCCUCUCCAACUCCACUUCGCCGCCCGGCGCCAUCUCCGGCCAGUACUUCGGCCUCUUCUCCAACUCCACCCGCCAGUCUCCGGCACCGCUUCUCGCCGUGGAGUUCGACACCGGCCAGAACCCGGAAUUCUACGAUCCUGACGGCAACCACGUCGGCAUCGACCUCAACUUCAUUCAAUCAGCUACAACUCAAUCCGCCGGCUACUACCGGAACGGCUCGUCGGGACUUGAGUUCGUUUCUCUUGACAUGAGAUCGGGAAAAAAUAUCCGAGCUUGGAUCGAAUUCGAUGGGCCUCGGUUCCAAAUCAACGUCACAAUCGCCGCCGCCGAGGAACCGAGACCGCCGCGGCCACUGAUCUCCUACAGGGACCCGCAGAUCGCCAACUACGUCUCGCCGGAGAUGUUUGUCGGCUUCUCGGCGUCGAAGGUCAAGUGGGUGGAGGCUCAGAGGAUUCUCGCCUGGAGCCUCAGCGACACCGGCGGCUCCGCGCGGGAGCUCAACACGUCCAAUCUCCCUGUCUUCUUGCCCCAGUCUUCGUCCCCGUCGUCAUCUCCAUCUCCAGGGCUCAUAGCCGGGGUCUCUUGCGCAUCCGUUGCUCUUGCCCUCCUCUUCCUCUCCUCGGGUUUCUACUACUACUAUAGAAAGAAGAGGGCUAAGAUCCGGAAAGAAGAAGGAAAAGAAGAGGAUGAGGAGGACGAAGAGUGGGAACUGAAGUACUGGCCACGGCGAUUCUCCUAUGAAGAUCUCUCGAACGCCACUGAUGGGUUCUCCAAGGCGAGGCUUCUCGGAAUCGGUGGAUUUGGGAAGGUAUACAAGGGGGUUCUCCCGGUUUCGAUAUCCAGAGGAGUUGAAGGGGGAGGAGGACGAGAGGAGGAGGAGGAGGAGGAGGAGGAAGUGGCGGUGAAGUGCGUGUCCCAUAACUCGAAGCAGGGGCUGCGGGAGUUCAUGGCGGAGAUAUCGAGCAUAGGGAGGCUGCAGCACCGGAGCUUGGUCCCGCUCCGAGGGUGGUGCCGGAAAGGAAACGAGUUGAUGCUGGUGUACGGGUACAUGCCCAAUGGCAACCUCAGCCAGUGGAUCUUCGGCGAAGGGAGGAGGGAGACGAUGCGGUGGGCGGCGCGGCGGCGAGUGCUGGCGGACGUGGCGGAGGGGCUGCAGUACCUGCACCAGGGGUGGGAGCAGGUGGUUCUCCACCGGGACGUGAAGAGCAGCAACAUACUGCUGGAUGGCGAGAUGCGGGGGCGGCUCGGAGACUUCGGGCUGGCCAAGCUGUACGAGCGAGGGGCGGCGCCGAGCAGCACGAGGGUGGUGGGCACGCUGGGGUACCUGGCGCCGGAGCUGGCGAUGGCGGCCACGCCCACGGCGGCGAGUGACGUGUAUAGCUUCGGGGUGGUGGUGUUGGAGGCGGCGUGCGGGCGGCGGCCGAUUGAGAGGGCGGCGAGGGUGGAGGAUGAGGAUUGGGUGCUGGUGGAGUGGGCGAGGGAGAUGUAUGCGGAGGGGCGGCUGGUGGAGGUGGCGGAAGAAGGGAUGGAGUUCCGGGAGGAGGAGAUGGAGUUGGUGCUCAAGUUGGGGCUGGCCUGCUGCCAUCCCGAACCGGAGAAGCGGCCGGCAAUGAGGGAGGUGGUGGCCCUGCUGCUGGCCGCCGAGGCUCCCGGAAAACCUGCCACGGACUCCGCUCCAAUCUAUCUUUCUUCGGGUGCUGCAGACUGAAGUUAUAGUUGUUGGAAGGAAUUAUCUUUUACUCUGGAGGGGCCUGAGAGGCCUACAAGCAAGGCUUCUACCGAAGGAAAAGCAGGACUGACGACCACCUGAAGGGAAUGGAUCAACAUGAUGACAAAUAUACUGAACUUCUGAGCCAGCCGAGAUCUGAUUAGUGGUUAAGAGCAAAGGAGGUGGCUGACAUUAUCAGUGCCAAGAAUAUCAGCAAGCUUCACUCACUCAAUAAUGAGAGAGGAUCCGUGAUUGAUUUUGAGUUUCUCAUACCUUCUCCGUUUUCGUACCACUACUGGAUUUCCAGUCAGGUCCAGUCAAAGUCUAAAAUUAGCUGUCAUUAUAUGUGUAAGUAAAUUAUCUGCAUUUUCUUAUCACUUUUCUAGAAAUAUGAGCCACUUAACCAUCAAUAUAUCUAGUCAUUUUUUGAGCUUCCUAAA
This is a messenger RNA of Phoenix dactylifera (date palm), 2813 nucleotides long. RefSeq names its product Concanavalin A-like lectin protein kinase family protein. The record is from RefSeq and is a predicted model, not a curated record. Gene Ontology annotation, molecular function: ATP binding; protein kinase activity; carbohydrate binding. Gene Ontology annotation, biological process: protein phosphorylation. NCBI's taxonomy places the organism in Eukaryota, Viridiplantae, Streptophyta, Magnoliopsida, Arecales, Arecaceae.